AUGAAAGAAAUCGCUGAAUUUGAGAUAGAACUAAAGAAAAGAUCAUCUGUUUUUCAUCCAGGGCAAACUAUUAUAGGCACUGUUAAGCUUCAACUAACAGAGCCAAUGGCUAUGAAGGAUAUCGAGCUUCGAAUUUAUGGUCGAGAAAGGACCAGAAUAUCUCGCCCAUCAGAUCAGACUUCCAAGAUAGAUGUCCAAUCUAUUCUUGAUCAAAAAAUUAUUUUAUGGAGUAAUGAUAAGGAUGAAAGCGAAAACGUCCCUUCUGGAGCAUACAAGUAUAAUUUUAAAUAUCGAUUACCCUCAGGAACUGAUAUGCCGACAUCUGUAGAUGGUCAAAUGCAUUUUAACAUUCGUUAUUUGCAAAAGCCUCCUAGUAAGCAAAAUGAGAAGGCUAUAUCCUGCUUAUGUUUUCCACGUGGAAUUAUUCAGCUUACGGCUAAUAUUGAUCGCUAUGGUUACUGCCCCGGUGAAUCAAUUGUCAUUAAUGCAGAGUGCUCCAACCUAACCGAUACGAAAAUGCAUGGUAUAAGAGCUAAAAUUGUUCGUACAAUCGUCAGAAAAUGUACAGAUGAAACAUUUACAGAAGUAGAUAGCCCUGGAGGAAUACAAACACCGACAGAGAUUGACGAAAGGGAAAAUUUUCAUCUAAUUAAUCAGUUAUUUCAAAUUCCUGCGAUUCCACCGACAACGACAGGAAAAUUAAUUUCAAUAAGUUAUGCAGUGGAGAUUAGUGUCUUGGUGCCAUAUCGCGACAAUAUUCACGUAAACUUUCCCAUCCAAAUUGUGACUAGUCCAAUGAUAAAAUCGGUCAUGUCAUCAGACUCUUCAACAUCUCGUACUGAUUCUACAGAAGCUCAAAAAUGUAUUUUGAAUCCUUUAUUAACGAUUGCAUAA
Molecule: messenger RNA, 894 nt
Organism: Trichoplax adhaerens
Lineage: Eukaryota; Metazoa; Placozoa; Uniplacotomia; Trichoplacea; Trichoplacidae
Exons: 5
Coding region: 1-894 (297 amino acids)
Biological process (GO): protein transport
Cellular component (GO): cytoplasm
Source: RefSeq, a predicted model, not a curated record